UUUUGGCUCUAUCAGUGCAUCUGGCACCCCUCAGAAAUGGCACUCCAUGUAUUUAUUUUUAUUGGGGUCCUUUUUGCCAAGGCAGAAGAUGAGGCCCUGAGCUGCCAAUUCCUGCAGACGCAUGUCGGCUUGAACGCCUCAGCGCAGGGUCACGAUGAGAAGCAACCCAAAAGCGAUCAUGUUCCUUCAGCAGGCAUUUGCGCAACCAAAAGCCAGCUCACUGUGAAGGAGCUUUGUCGACUUGAAUCUAUUUUUGUUUGUGCUGAUCUCGUUCUGAAUCAUCAAUUGCCUCGGAAUUGUUCGCUAGAAAGGAUAUGAAAGAUCCAAUUAUUGAAGUGAGCGCUCGCUAUGGCGAAGAUGGCUAUUGCGUUUUCGGUUCCUUUUCCGACGAUUUGAGAACGUGCGCUAUUAGCCGUAGCGCGAAGAAUCCCAGCUAUUAUGCAUCGGCGUGUCUUGGUUUCGACUGGGUGGUGGAAAACACAACAGAGGUCUGCCAUUGUGUUGCGUACGUUUGAUUCUUAUAUAUUAUAUACGCUUGUCAGUGUGCCAUUAUGCUUGUGACAACAGAGGUUUCAGCCUAUCUAUGCCGACGUCCUGAAUCAUUCAGGGGCAACACCAGUUACCCUGAACUUUUAUGAUGGGCGGACUUUGCUGAUCCGCGAUCACUCCUCUCCCCAUGAUGAUUUAUAUUGCUACACAAUGGGUUGGUACGACCUACCAUGGGAAACACGUUUUGCGGUGGUCAAGAACCUCACCUUUUUAGAAGAGUUUUCUGAAGAGACCUGCGAGAAAUUGUCCAAGACUAUUCCGAAUUACCUGAAUAUUGCUAUGUUUGACUUGCGAAACGAGACAGCAGUGAUUGAUGCGUUUCUCGUCAAUUUGGAGAUGGAUGGAGGCGGAAAAGUCCCUGAAUGGGUCGUGGGAAACAUGUAUCUUCACGCGGCUGCCAAAUGUCUCCUAGGAGGGAACCGUGGAGCAUUGUGUGAUAUUGCCAACUGUGCACAACGUGGCUGCUUUGGUGAGGACAAAACUACGCUUCUCUACACGGUGCGAGGUGAAUGCCCGUCGCCGCUGUCUGGAUAAGCUCAAAGCCGCUUUUCACAGAUCAAGCAUGAUCAUGCUCAAGUUUAGGGUACGAGGCAAGAGGAUGUUAAAAGGAUCGUGUCAUGUGGUGAGCUGGUGUAAGGGGACAUGAAGGGAGAAGGAGUAUGGCGCUAUCGUGUACAAACAAAUAUCAAUUGAACUUGAUGUCUAUGAUGGAUCCAUGAGGAAGUCUUGUCACUUUUUCCAUGAGAGAUUUGUGUUCACCUUGCUGAGUUGGUUUGGCAAUCGUCGGACCUGGUCGUGGUAAAGACACAGGAGGAUGAAGCGAUGGCCUCCGACCCAAUAGCGAUGGCCUACAACCUAGGCCAUCACUGGCCAUUGGGGAUUUGGGUGUACGUGUUUACACAUGUUUACACAGUUUACAGAGGAGCAAGGACGCUACUAGGGGCUCCUGGCCUUUCUACUAGGAGCAAGGACGCUUCUCACCGGUGAUGGCCGGCACCGCUCCGGGGGCCUGACUCACAAUGUGUUUCCAACAGGUAGUUAAAACGUCGUGAAGAAUGGGUGACUAUUUGCUUCACGAGUAAGGGGAGAUUCGCUGGUAUGUGCUUGUUGCCUGUUGCUUUUAACCGCCUUCUGCGAUUCGCUGGUGAAUGCAGGCUGAAAGGUGUCGAACCAAUGAAACUAAAGCACACUAAAACUAUAUAUAAUGUAUGUAAAAAUACUCGUUCCGAGUUUGACAAGUAGACCUGCAGCUAGAAUUACAUAAUGUAUCCCAAGGACCCUCAAGUCAACUCCUGAUUUAAAGCAGACAUGCGACCUAAUGAAACCAGUAAUUAAUCGAUGCAGUUAUCAUUCUUUAUUGUAGGUUGGAGGCCCUCGCUCUUAGGUUGGAGUUGGAGGCCAUCGUUAGUAGGUUGGAGGCCGUCUACAGACAUGAUGGACUGCCUUCUCCACUCCCCGCCAUGCUAGAUUAUUUUCGCGUCAACAUUCUGGCUCUAUCAGUGCAGCUGACAUCCUUCAGCAAUGGCACUUUACAUUUUUAUUUUAGUUGGGUUCCUCUUUGCCAAGGCAGAAGAUGAGGCGAGGAGAAAAGGAGAAGAACCCAGUGAAUCACUGGUGAUCAUGUUUUUUAUGUUCUUCAACUGUUCAAUUGAAUGAAUGUCACUGUGGUGCUAGGUGCUCCAGAGUUUGCAGUUC
Messenger RNA from Durusdinium trenchii, 2244 nucleotides. Lineage: Eukaryota; Dinophyceae; Suessiales; Symbiodiniaceae. The record is from the annotation of a GenBank genome assembly.